AACGGAAGCAGAGCAGCGUGCCAAACAACACGCAGACAGUCCCAUUGUCGCAGUCGAGAGCUAGACCUCUCGCUUGAUCAUGAGCUAGCAAUCAAUUACUCACUCAUCCAGCCUCGCCUUCGUCCUUUGCCUCCCCCUGUGCCUUCCCAGCUUCUGACACUCACGUGCAUGCCGCAGUACAUCAACUCAGAAAUAGACGCUCCCUGCCAACCGCUCGCUUCGGCACUCCUGAUAGGACAGGAAAGAGCUGGGAAAGUAUCAGGACAGGAACGCCACCAUGGAAGUCGACGGUCCCUCCUUCCCAAACGAUCUGCUCGGCCUGCUCACCAACAUCUCCGAGGCCGACUUCGUCUCCUUUGACCUAGAGCUCUCCGGCAUCCCCUCACGACUGCCCAGCAAGACGCCCCGCGCCGCGGGACGGUUGACGCUCCAACACCGUUACGCCGAGACCAAGGAAGGCGCCGACCGCUAUCAGAUCCUCCAGGUGGGCUUGACGUGCGCCAAAUUCGACUACAUCGCCAACAGUUAUGUGCUGCGGCCUUACAACAUCAAUCUCAGCCCGCUGCUCGACGAGCGUCUGGACUUUGAGCGCGAGAUCAGCUUCCAGAGCGGCGCGUGCUCCUUCCUGCUCAGCUGUGGAUUCGACCUCGGCGCCCCGUUUGCAAAGGGUGUGCAGUACCUGUCUCGAGAAGAGGCGGAGAGGGCGAAAAGACUGGCGUACGAUCGCAUCGACAAGAAAAACCCCAUCGAGGACCUGCAGCUCAAAGACACCGACACAGAAUCCCUCGACUUUGUGCGCCGGUGCCGCGAAGCCAUCACCACGUGGCAAAAGUCGGCAUCGACUACUCUCGAAAUCACGUCCUCGACCGGCCUGCCCAGCGCGUCUGCGACGUGCACCAUCUCGAGGUUCGAGAAGCGAUUAGUCCAUCAACUCGUCCGCGCCGAGUUCCCGGACGCAGUAGCAAUAGGCCGGCAAGACUGCAUCCGCGUCCUGCCCUUCGACGCCGCACGCGAAGCAGAGAACACGCGGCGCAUCAAAACCCGCGUCAGAGAGCAGAUCGCGCGCCAAACCGGCUUCCGAUGGAUAUUCGAAGCGCUCGUUGGCGGCGAGAUCAACAACGACCUCCUCUACAUCCUACGCAGCAACGGUCCCUCGGACCACAGAGAUCGAUUCGAUCGUGCGCUAGCGAGACUGAAGAAGGGGAAGCCUGUGCUGGUGGGCCACAACAUGUUCACAGACAUUGUGUAUCUGUACCGCACUUUCGUAGGUCCGCUACCGGAUACGCUGGACGAAUUCAACACGUCUCUGCACGAGCUGUUCCCGAAGAUCAUCGAUACGAAGUACCUCGCUACGCACGCCGAGGGCGAUCUGAACGCGAGUCCGACACUGGAGGAGAUCGCGAAGGGCUUGCAGGAACAGCCGCUGCCGAGUAUCGUGACGCACGAAGAUCAUGACAAGUACAACGAGUUGGAAGCUUUCCAUGAAGCGGGGUAUGACAGCCUCCUCACAGCUACCAUCAUGUUGAGGUUGGCGGCGAAACUGGGUGCGGAGCAGAGCAGCGAAGCGAAGACGGAGGAGACUGCAUUCCCAGCAUCAAAACCAGCUUUAGGCCGGGAGGCCUCAGAAGGCGGUAUCAAGCUUACAGCAGACACACCGGACGACUUCGUUGCCGACGGCCGCGAAAAGGUCUCGCACCACGUCGCACCACCUCCCGUAGAGUCCGACUUCACUACGCCCAGCGGCAAGAAGAAGCGCAACAAGAGCAAGAAGGGCAGGACGCAACAAGAGGAGGAAGUAGCAGCCCACCGUUUCGCCACGAGAACCGUCUUUGAAAAGCUCCGCGAGCUAAGUGUAAACGAUGCUGAGGCUUUGUCUGGGACGUCCGAGGAAGAAGAGCUGGACCACGAAACGCUGGGUAAAGAUGAGUGGCCAAGCAACGGAACAGGGGCGAAUGGGUCAUGGGCCGAUGAAGAAUACGUGCAGGAUGAGACGGGGUGGGUGCCGAUCCAAAAGGUGGAGAGGAAGCGCAUGGAGAUGAUACCCGGCCUUGACAACAACAACAACAACAACAACAACAACAACAACUUCUGGCGCCACUUUGGGAACAGGUUGAGGGUGUUUGGGACGGAGGAGAGGGAGAUGAGGAUAGCGUCGUGGCCAGCUGACUCGUGAUCGAAACCAGAAAUUCAUUUGCAAGAGCGACCAAACGCAUUGCAAACUCAACAUAAACCAUUGCACAUUCACACAUUGCUUGAACCUACUAUCGCUCAGUGAUCAUACCCACGCGACAAGCAGCGCUGCCCUCCCCUCCCAACCAACCACCAAAACAUGUGGCGGACGGCGACGACGGGGCUGUGGCCAGGGCCCCUGGGGAUGCCUUUUCCGCAGGAAGACAUACAGCCCAUUUCGUGGAUCGGUGUUUCUUGGAGCUUGAGGGAGGCGGGGGGGGGGGGGUUGGAGGGUGUGUCCUGGUUGUUCUGGUUGAAUAUGC
This is a messenger RNA of Macroventuria anomochaeta, 2492 nucleotides long. Its product is annotated as CAF1-domain-containing protein. The record is from RefSeq and is a predicted model, not a curated record. NCBI's taxonomy places the organism in Eukaryota, Fungi, Ascomycota, Dothideomycetes, Pleosporales, Didymellaceae. Gene Ontology annotation, molecular function: poly(A)-specific ribonuclease activity; RNA binding. Gene Ontology annotation, cellular component: cytoplasm. Bases 278 to 2173 code for a protein of 631 amino acids. The transcript has a single exon. Gene Ontology annotation, biological process: nuclear-transcribed mRNA poly(A) tail shortening.